Messenger RNA from Triticum aestivum (bread wheat), 1855 nucleotides. RefSeq lists its product as uncharacterized. The transcript is spliced from 2 exons. Bases 485 to 1351 code for a protein of 288 amino acids. The record is from RefSeq and is a predicted model, not a curated record. Lineage: Eukaryota; Viridiplantae; Streptophyta; Magnoliopsida; Poales; Poaceae.
CCUAGCUUUCCAUGCCAUAUCCUGUUCCCCUUCUCCUCCCCACCCACAGCUAGGUUGCGAACCCUAGCUCCUCCUGAAUCCUGAUGUGAGCCUCGCGGGAAAUUCCAGAUCCAGCUGCCGGCGCCCGGCUCCGUCCUCCUCCUCCUCUUCCUCUCUCGCUGGCCAGGCCAGGCCACUAGGCGCUCAAGACUCGUAAGCGACUUGCGUGAUGGUGGCUCCACAGUAUAGACCUUGGUCAGAUCUUCCGCCGAAACUCCUGGGCCUUGUCCUCAAGCGCCUCCCUUCCCUAGCUGACCGUGUUCGUCUGAGGGCAGUCUGUCACCCAUGGUGCUCUAAUGGUCUGCUACAACAGCUUCCCCUCCCAUUCCCGUGGCUCACCCUCCCUGAUGGUACCUUCUUCAGCAUCCCAGGAGGCGAGGUUCACCGCAUGCCUGUACCAGAUGAUGCUAGUUGCUGUGGCUCUGUCGACAACUAGUUAUUCCUCAUGAGCAGUGAUGACACAUGCACGUUGAUGAACCCUUUCUCCAAGACCACGUUCGAGUUUCCUAAUCUGGUCACAGUUUGGCGGCGUGAGGCGCAUUAUGAAUCUGAUCCUAAGCAACUUUUGUACAAGUUGGUCACACCCUCGGCCCUGGACAUAUCACCUGAUUCCCUCAUUGCGGCAUUGACCAAGGAUGGUGGCAAUGGUACACUUUGCAUUAGCCAGCCACCGAUUGCCACUUACAUGGUACAGGGCAAUAGGAAGCCAUUGCAGCACCUAUUUGAUGUUGCCUUCUUUGAUGGAAAGUUGUACGCGGUGUCUGUCUUUGGCAAGCUCUUCAGCCUUAAGUUUCAUAACAACCUUGGUAGUAAGCCGAAGAUCGAAUGCGUAAUUGAGUCUUUGGGUGACUGUCGUGGAGGACCAGAAUGCAUUCCCAGAGAGGAAGUGUGUACAUACAGGUUAUAUCUAGUUGAAUGUGGUGGUAGACUGUUGAUGGUUAGACGAUUUAUUCGUCGCAUAGGCCCUCUCUCUAGGGAUUAUGUGUUUGAAAAUAUGCAGACUGGUGGGUUUGUUGUCCUUGAGGCAGACUUCCACUCCAACCCUUGCCGAUGGAGAAGGAUCAAAGAGUUGGGUGGGCAUGCUCUCUUUAUUGGCCAGCAUGGCUCCAAGUCCAUGCCUGCUAGAGAAUGCAGCGGAUCUGAAGAAGAUUGCAUCUACUUCAUUUGUGACUAUCCCCAUCCGAAGUAUUUUUCGAGUCCAUUUCGUGACUCUGGUGUGUACAACAUGCGAAAUGAGAGGAUCACGCCAUUGAUGUCUCAGACUGCAGCACCUGCACAUGAUGCUGGCCAGUGGCGCCCGACAUGGUUUUGACCUCCUGAAGCUGUGUGAUCAAUCCAGCAGGGUUUGCUCUACUGAAGCUUUAUCAACAGAGGGGUGUGCAGAUUCUCGUCUUGCUCUGCUGAAGCUUUGCGAUCAACCAACCCAGCCUGGGUUCUGCCCAUCUUUAUCCUAGUGAUAUGUUAUUGUGCAACUUAAGUUAUUAGUUAGUAGUAUGUUGAUCAACCAGCCUGGUUCUGGUUAUCCUUGUCAUAGUGCUAUGGUAUGUACCAUCUAGUCGUGAACUUCUAAUUAGCAUGAUGUACGCUUCAGAUCUUAUGAUUGGUCUCAAAUUCUUAAUGGGAUGUAUUCGGAUGUACAACUUGCUCUUUUAUCUGGGUGAGAAUGUACCACCUGAACAAACUUUUCAUCUCUGAAGGUGAACAAACUUUUCUAUCUCUGAAGGUGAACAAACUUGGUCACUAGCGCCUGAAUCCUGACCACUGUAAGUACAUCCUAGGGCUAUGUUGCCGUUUGACGAUCUUAAUGUGAUGUAUA